AUGGAGUCAAUGAAGGCUAAACUCGUCAUGUCCAAGGAGGAAGUCGAAGCAUUCUGGAAUGAUCCUGACUGCGAUACUACAGGUGUUAAAGGUCUCGUAAAACUUCUUUCAGAAACCUUAAACCUAUGCAUUCAAAACGCUAUCACAAAGAUCACUAAAAAAGGGUUCACUGAGGAAGCUGCUGAACAUGCGAUUUUAAGAUGUGGUCCUUUCACUCCUGUCCAUUACUCCGAAAACAACCUGGAGUCAAACAUUGUUGAAUGUGCUUUACUUUCUCUUAAAAGUAACAACAAGAAAUACAAUGAUUCAGCGGAUUAUACGUUUCAAGAAUUAAACGAAUUGGUGGAUUUCAUGGUUUUGGAGAUGGUGACUACGCUUAGAGAUAUGAAACCGAAUCUAUCUGUUAGCGAAGCAAUUUGGUGUCUUUUGAUGUGCGAUUUGAAUGUGUCAAAAGCAAGUGUUAUGGAAAGAGACCUUCAACAAUUGGGUACAUCUGCAGAACCCGAAACUGAAUCCGGAUCUAAAUCUGAACCUAAAAAUCAAGAAACCAUAGCCUCAAAUGUUAAAAGACCACCCCCUCAAAGCUCAAAAUCUGGGAAAAAAACGGUUGACAUAUGCACUUGUAGAAACUGGUGCGCAGUGGCUAAACACAAACGAGACGCUACCCUUCGAGCGAAAGCUGCUUUACUUCUAGAAAAGCCAUGUAAGGGACGACGUACUAGAAAAGGCUUGAAGAAGCAAGUUUUUAGCUUGAAAGAGUUGUCAUUGGUCAACAAACAAUCACCAUCUUCUUCUUCUUCUUCUUCUUCUUCUUCUUCUUCUGAACAAAACAAGAACACAUCUUUGCCAUUAAAGGAAACCGAAGAGAAACCAAAAGGAACACCGAAGGCUGAACAACCGAAAACCCUAGAUUACUAUUUGAAAAACAUUCCCUGUGAUGAAAAGGGUGAGUAUGUGCCUCGAGAUGACAAGGAUAGACUGAGAUUAGAGGCAGUUGCUCAAAUUGAGGUGUUGCAGAAAGAGCUUCAACGCUGGGAUGAUUGGGCGACCUCGAAGGUUAUGGAGGUCACCAAUCGGCUGAACCAGCAUCGAUCGGAGGUCAAUAUGUUGAAGGCGGAAAUGAAAGAUAAUGAAGCCAUGGAUGAGAACACAGCUAAGAGACGAUUGGAAACGACGCUUGCUCUGAAUACUAGAAAUAGCGAGCUUAAUGUGGCUAAUUCCACCAUUGUUAAGCUCAAGGCUGAACAAUCUGUUAUCAAAGAGGAGAUGGAAAGGGAAAGAAAUCGAAGCAUCUUUGAAGCUAAAAGAUUGGAAGAAGCGCUGAUCAAAGAGGAAGAAGCUCGGAAAAAGUCUCAGUCGAGUUUUGGGUCUGAAAAGACUUCAUUGGAAGAAGAGCUUAAAGUGUUAAAACGUCAGGUGGGUCAAAAGCAACGGGAACUAGAAAAGGCCAAAUGUCUCCUCUCAGAAACCCUGAUUAGGGUCGCGAAUGAGGAAAGGGAGACUGCUAAAGUUGCUAACAAGGCUGAAUGUAUGAAGAACGAAAGAGAACGUAUUGAAGCUUUGGCUAUGGCAGAAUAUGAGAAAAUGAAAGGGAAGGCGGAGGAAGAGUUUAUAAAGAAUGAGACUGAAAACAAGAGGAUUGAGUAUGAGAUAUCCUUGUUGAAGUUAGAGGCUGAAAGUAAGAGGAUUGCUGAAAUGUAUAUGAGUAUGAAUAUGAACAUGGACUCUUCAAAAGGGUUAGAGGGUUUCAGAAAUAUGAGUAAGAAGAAAAAGAAGAAGAAGAAGAAGAAGAUGAUGAUGAAGAAGAAGGAUAGGGAAUGUGUGAUGUGUUUGAAUGAAGAGAUGACUGUUGUUUUUGUUCCUUGUGGUCAUGAAGUUCUUUGUAAAGCAUGCAAUGUGAAGCAUGAGGAGAGGAUGAAUGAGUGUCCCUCUUGCAGGACUCCGAUCCAGAAGAGGAUUAAUGCUCGGUUUGCUAAAUCUUGA
Lactuca saligna is the source of this 1983-nucleotide messenger RNA. NCBI's taxonomy places the organism in Eukaryota, Viridiplantae, Streptophyta, Magnoliopsida, Asterales, Asteraceae. The record is from the annotation of a GenBank genome assembly.